CCCGGGAGCCCCAGGCCCGAGCCACGCGAUCGGCCGGCCGCCCGGGGCUCGGGCCGCGGACGCACGAUGGCGACUUGGCGGCGGGACGGCCGGCUGACGGGCAGCCAGCGGCUGCUAUGCGCCGGGCUGGCGGGGGCGCUCAGCCUCAGCCUCACCGCGCCGCUGGAGCUCGCCACCGUACUGGCCCAGGUCGGCGUCGUGCGCGGCCGCGCCCGGGGGCCGUGGGCCGCGGGGCUCCGCGUGUGGCGUGCCGAGGGGCCCCGCGCCCUGUGGAAGGGGAAUGCGGUGGCCUGCCUGCGCCUCUUCCCCUGCAGCGCCGUCCAGCUAGCCGCCUACCGCAAGUUUGUCGUGCUGUUCACGGAUGACCUGGGCCAUAUUUCCCAGUGGAGCUCCAUCAUGGCUGGGAGUCUCGCAGGGAUGGUUUCCACCAUUGUGACAUAUCCUACAGACCUCAUCAAAACCCGGUUAAUUGUGCAGAACAUGCUGGAACCAUCCUACAGGGGGAUCCUCCAUGCAUUUUCUACUAUUUAUCAACAGGAAGGGUUCCUGGCCCUUUAUCGAGGGGUUUCUCUUACUGUUUUAGGUGCUCUCCCUUUCUCUGCUGGCUCCCUUCUAGUUUACAUGAACCUGGAGAAAAUCUGGAAUGGACCCCGGGAUCGGUUCUCUCUCCUCCAGAACUUUGCCAAUGUCUGCCUGGCUGCCGCAGUGACCCAGACCCUCUCCUUCCCCUUUGACACAGUGAAGAGGAAGAUGCAGGCUCAGAGCCCCUACCUUCCCCAUGGUGGAGGGGUGGAUGUCCAUUUCUCAGGAGCAGUGGACUGCUUCCGGCAGAUAGUGAAAGCCCAAGGGGUCCUAGGGCUCUGGAAUGGAUUGGCAGCCAACCUACUGAAGAUAGUUCCAUAUUUUGCAGUUAUGUUUGGCACCUUUGAGUUCUGCAAGAGAAUCUGUCUUUACCAAAAUGGUUACAUCAUGUCUCCUCUGAGCUAUAAAUUGACCCCAGGGGUGGAUCAGAGUUUGAAGCCCCAGGAGUUACGGGAAUUAAAUAAGUUCUUCAAAACUGGACAACUAAAGUCUAAAAAACCAACUCUUUAAAACUGAAUGGAACUAGAGGUGCAUUGAAUGAAGGCGUGUUGCAGAGAGGAAUGUAGCCUCAGAACUGUGCACGCAUGGAGUAACAAGAGGGUGCUCCUGUCUGCUGCUCUUGGAAAUGAGAAGAUUCAGCCACACCUGAGCUCCAGAGUAAUGGCCCUGUGAACACUUGCACCACCGUGAUUUUAUAACAAAAUCUAGCAGUAAUAAAAUGUACAGUUUACACUGUGGAUAUAAAUAGGCAAUGUCAGUCAGUCAGUUCAGUCACUCAGUCAUGUCCAACUCUGCGACCCCAUGGACUGCAACACGCCAGGCUUCCCUGUCCAUUACCAACUCCCAGAGCUUGCUCAAACUCAUGUCCAUCAAGUCAGUGAUGCCAUCCAACCAUCUCAUCCUCUGUCGUCCCCUUCUCCUCUUGCCUUCAAUCUUUCCCAGCAUCAGGGUCUUUCCCAAUGACUCAGUUCUUCAAAUCAGGUGGCCAAAGUACUGGAGCUUCAGCUUCAACAUUAGUCCUUCCAAUGAAUAUUCAGGAUUCAUUCUCUUUAGGAUUGACUGGUUUGAUCUUGUAGUCCAAGGGACUCUCAAGAGUCUUCUCCAACACCACAGUUCAAAAGCAUCAAAUAGGCAGUGUACACAACACCAAAGGGCCUGGCCAUGACCUCUCAGAGCAACGUGCUGUUGACGUGACUGGGCAGACAGCAUGCUGGAGCUCCACGACAGGCUCACAGCUUACACUAACCCAUGGCAGCCUAGUUUCACCCAGAUUCACUUGAGACUUCCCGAUCCAGUCAUUCUAGAACUCACAAUCCUGGCUGACUUUGGAGUGCACACACCAUGAUGUAAAUUAUGCCUUACCAGAAACUAAAUGAAAAACAUUUAACAUUUAAAAGUUACCACCAUCAUAGUAGAUCCAGCCUUCUUUAUUUAAAUUUGAAGCCUUCUUGUGUUUCUAGAAGGUAGUUUAUAGCAUGACUGCUUUGUUAUGCCCCAGAAGACCUUCUUUCAGUUAGUCAUGUAUAGUCCAAAUGGCCUGAAUUCUCUGCCUUUUUAACUUGCUUUGCAAGCCUACCCAGAAAAUAAAUUAUUUAGUCAACUUAUUCUCACAGCAUGUCCCAAUUGCCUAGAGAGGAUCAAAUAGAACAUUUGACACGCACACAGACCCACAAUGUAACUAAAAAAGCACUUUGGGCUAAUCAUGUCUACUAGAUUUUUUUUAAUCAAAUUUUGGGUUUAUUCCACCUUGGGGAUUCUAUGUCAAGUUUAUGUAAUUGUACCUUUUGAAUAGCCUAUCUAUGCAUUAAAAAGCAAUAUCUAAUAUUAAGUUGUUAAUUUAUACACAAACAGAAAGAGACUUUCAGUAUGUUGGAAGUAUUUUUCCCUAUUAAAUUUAUUUUCCAAAGAAAAA
Molecule: messenger RNA, 2494 nt
Organism: Capra hircus (goat)
Lineage: Eukaryota; Metazoa; Chordata; Mammalia; Artiodactyla; Bovidae
Gene: SLC25A43
Product: solute carrier family 25 member 43
Exons: 5
Coding region: 67-1092 (341 amino acids)
Biological process (GO): transmembrane transport
Source: RefSeq, a predicted model, not a curated record